Molecule: messenger RNA, 1248 nt
Organism: Pisolithus orientalis
Lineage: Eukaryota; Fungi; Basidiomycota; Agaricomycetes; Boletales; Pisolithaceae
Exons: 6
Coding region: 1-1248 (415 amino acids)
Source: RefSeq, a predicted model, not a curated record
AUGUUUGAUACUUGCAGAAGGUUUGAAGACACUCCAUGGGAAAAUUACAUACAGUUUUGGUGUGCUCAAGGCAACACUAUUCCAUAUUCUAACAAGCCCGAUACUUGCUUCCUUCGUAGAAGCAAUCAGAUCAUGAUGACAGAGAAGCCAGACAAUGCACAUGUUGUCAAUGAUUGGUUGUAUAACGAGGAUAGCUAUAUCCCUGUUGGUAUUGGUCAAUCUACAUAUCCAGCAGUUGAAGGCACUGGUGGUAUGGAAAUGGAUGAGAUAAUGAAGGUCAUUCCAUAUGAAAACUCUGGCAAACCUGUCAGAGUACUCUUGGAUGUUACCCACAUAUUCUGUAAUUGUGGGUCCUGUGCCAAGACUCUUUCAUUUAAUAUUCUUAAGCGCAUGUGUCACAAGUACCUUUAUGAAUCCAAAUUUGGUGCUCCAGGUAAACAUGCAUUUGGGGAUGUUGAGUUAGGCAAAUUGCAACUGACAAUGAAGCUUUACGUGAUGAUACUGGCACAUGCAUUGGUGCUGUGUCCAUGUAUGGCUGAACUGAAUCUUCCUGAGGAAGCCAUGGCUGGUAUCGAGGAAUGGCCUAUGGGAUUAUGUGCUGCUGCAUGUAGGGCGAGGAAACUGGACGAUCUGCCUCCAACUGGAGUGGUCACUCCAUCUGGACAAGUAAUUUUUGCUGGCAAUCAAAUGACAAUGCCAGAGCUAGCUGAUUGGCAGGACUCUAUUGUUCAUCAGUCAGCAAGUCAUUUCCGACAUGGAAUUAGAAGAGAAUAUGAGGGUAAUUGGGAAGGCAUGCCAGAAGGCACAGCCAAUUUACCCAAUUAUGAUGGAGAUGAAAUUAUGGACUAUCAGGAAUCAUGGUGGAAGUUUGAUGCAAGACAAGCAGGAACAUCUGGUGCAUCUGCAUCUUUGGCACCUAAGUGGUCUGCCAACCCUACAUUGACACCAAAAGGCAAAGGCAAAGGGAAAGGGAAAGCACCCACCAAGCAUAUUCGUGGCAGUGCAGGACCAGGAGAAGACGAGGGUCUUGAUUUAGGUCUAUUUGCAGAUGCACUUGAUAAUCCUAAGGAAGCUGAAAUUGAAGAGAAAGAGGUUCCAAAUGCACAAAUGGAGGUGGAACCAGACAAUCCAUAUCACUGGGACCCAUUGUAUACUGGUCCCCCAUUUGGAAUUGGAUUGCAAAAUCAAUGUAUAUGUGAAAUUAGCUGUUGCAGAAAAGAAGAACAAACCACACCUGCCCAGUCGUAG